Trichosporon asahii var. asahii CBS 2479 is the source of this 5718-nucleotide messenger RNA. Its product is annotated as RUM1 protein. The coding region runs from base 1 to 5718 and encodes 1905 amino acids. The record is from RefSeq and is a predicted model, not a curated record. The transcript has a single exon. Gene Ontology annotation, cellular component: nucleus. Gene Ontology annotation, molecular function: histone demethylase activity; DNA binding. Gene Ontology annotation, biological process: chromatin remodeling. NCBI's taxonomy places the organism in Eukaryota, Fungi, Basidiomycota, Tremellomycetes, Trichosporonales, Trichosporonaceae.
AUGGCCGACCCGGCCUCCCAGAAGGGUCCCUCCCCACCGGUCUCGGCGGACAGUGGCCGCUCACGCCGCUCCCCACAGAAGGCCGUCACUCCGAGGUCUACUCGUUCGUCGACCUCAGCGAAUGCCGCCGGCUCCUCGGCGUCCGGCCAGCUGCCCUCCCAGCCGCAGCUGCACCAGUCGGCGUCAUCGUCGGCCCAACCUUCCCCGACCAAAGCGAAAUCUGAGAUCAGGAAAAGGAAGCCCAUCUUCGUGACCUGCACGAACUAUCCAGAGUCUGGUCCUGCUCCUCCGCCGCAACAGCCUGUCGUCGAGGACGGCUCGGACCUGAAGCGGAGCCAGCGUCGAUCCAAGGUCGAGGCUCUCAGCAAAAUUGAUCGUGCGGGCACACCGACGACGGUGGCGAGUGGGCCCACUGCGACGUCUUUUGUGCCCCCUCCCCCGCCGCCAGCUGGACCAUCAGUGCAGCGGAAUCCGCUGAAACGACCUCGUGUCGUCAACCCUCCCUUCGAUCUGAGCUCCGUCCGCACCGAGGCUCCACCUGAUCCCGGACCUAGCAAUGAGCCCCGUCUCUUCGGCAUCCCCACCUGUCCGACAUACCAUCCGACUCCAGAGGAGUUCAUCGACCCCAUGGCUUACAUGGAGCGGAUCGCUCCAGAGGCGAAGAAGUACGGCAUUUGCAAGAUCGUUCCCCCACCAGGAUGGCACAUGCCCUUCGAGCUCGACACGGAUGUCUUCCGUUUUACGACCCGUCUCCAGCGUCUCAACUCGAUCGAGGCCGCCUCCCGUGCCAAGGUCAACUUCCUCGAGCAGCUUUCCAUGUUCCACAAGCAGCAGGGUGAUGCCAACGCAUACAUUCCGAAGGUUGAGCACAGACUCCUCGACCUCUGGCGGCUACGGAAAGAGGUCAACAAGCUCGGCGGCAUCGACGAGGUGAACAGGUUAAAAGCCUGGCCCAAGAUUACCGCCGAGCUUGGAUUCAACACGACGUCCACGGCACAGGUCAAGUCGGCGUACACUCGCAUUGUUCAGCCGUUCGAGGCAUGGGCUUUAAACGCAAAGGCCUUCCCCGAGUCCCCUGCGACUGCGAACGGCACCCCCUUCCCCGGAAGCGCCAAUGGCAGUGCAAACAAAAGCCGCAUGUCUGGCAUCAAGGCUGCUUCGCCACCGACACCGACCGUGAAGAAGACGAGGCAGCAGGCCCCACCUGUUGCUAACGGCAACGGCGCUGGUCCCAGCACCUCCAAUCGUCGUGUCACCCGCUCGUCACCCCGCUCCCGGAUGGGGGCUGAAAACCAGUCCUCGCCUGCGCAGGUCAAGUCAACCAUCCAGAGUCAGGCACACUCGGAAGCGUCCGGUAGUGCACCCUUAGCGCCUCCCGCGCCCACGCCCAUCAAGAUCACCCUCAACCUGAGUGGCCUGGGAGCUGCGAAGCAAAAUGCAUCCUCCAAGCAGCCGAGCAGUUUUGGCAGCGACAGCGAGCUCAGUGAGCUGAGCGAGCCCGAGUCGUCUGUCGCUGGGUCCCAGACGUCGACACCCGAGCAGCCCAUCAAGUAUGAGAAGGGUGAUGUAAGUAUGCCCCUCGGGAUUAAACUGACGUUGAAGGUCUGUGAGAUCUGCAGCCUCGGCAACAACGCUCCCAAGAUCCUUCUGUGUGACGGAUGCGACCGCGGAUUUCACACGUUCUGCCUCGACCCACCCCUCCAGGACAUUCCCGCCGACGAGUGGUACUGCACCGCCUGUCUGCUGGGAACUGGAGACGAUUACGGAUUCGACGAGGGCGAGGAGCACUCCCUGCCUUCCUUCCAGGCUCGCGACACCGCCUUCACCGAGGCUUGGUUCAACCGGUAUAACCCAACCUACUCGCCGGAGGGCCAGUUCACCAGGAAGAUUGGCAACGCUGUGGUGUCUGAAGCGGACGUGGAGCGCGAGUUCUGGCGCCUCGUUGAGAGCCAGGAUGACACUGUUGAGGUCGAGUAUGGAGCCGACGUGCACUCGACGACGCAUGGUAGUGCCGCGCCGACCGUCGAGACCAACCCGUUGAGCCCAUACGCGCGCAGCCCAUGGAACCUUAACAACAUGCCGAUCCUGCGCGAAUCGCUUCUGCGCUAUAUCAAAUCCGACAUCUCUGGAAUGACCGUUCCCUGGAUCUACGUCGGCAUGCUCUUCUCAGCCUUCUGCUGGCACAACGAGGACCACUACACGUACAGUGUCAACUACCAGUUCUGGGGCGAGACCAAGACGUGGUACGGUGUGCCCGGACACGACGCUGAGAAGUUUGAGGCCGCGAUGAAGAGCGAGGCGCCGGAACUGUUCGAGCGUCAGCCAUCUCUGCUGUACCAGCUCGUCACAAUGAUGAACCCAGGGCGUGUGAAGGAGGCCGGCGUCGAUGUCUACGCCUGCGACCAGCGACCAAACGAGUUCGUCAUCACCUUCCCGAAGGCCUACCACUGUGGCUUCAACCACGGUCUCAACUUCAACGAGGCUGUCAACUUCGCCCUGCCGGACUGGCUGCCAGACGCGAAGGAGUCGGUCGUGCGCUACAAGGAGCACGCCAAGCCGCCGGUGUUCUCGCAUAACGAGCUUCUGAUCACCAUUACGCUCUACUCUGAUACGAUCAAGACGGCGAUCUGGCUGUUAGACAGUCUGAAGGAAAUGGUGGCCGAGGAGACAGAACGGCGUGACAAGCUUCGCUUGGCCAUGCCCGGGAUUGCGGAGACGCUCGUGGAGGAGGAUGUGCCGGAAGAGCAGUAUCAGUGCUUCGUGUGCAAGGGUUUCUGCUAUCUGUCCCAGGUGACGUGUUCCUGCACUCCACACGUCGCCUGCCUGGACCACUACGACAUGCUCUGCCAGUGCCCUGCUACGAAGCGCACGAUGCGCAAGCGAUUCUCCGAGAUCCACCUGGAUGAGAUUCUCACCACCGUCGCCUCCCGUGCCUACGUUCCGUCACAGUGGCAGGAACGCCUCCAGGAGGUUCUCGACAACCCGCGGCCUCCGAUAAAGAAGCUGCAGCAGCUUGUGGCCGACGGGGAGCGCGUUCCUCACCGCCUCGAGGGUCUCGAUGACCUCCGGGAUUUUGUCGCCCGCGUCAACGUGUGGCUUGAGCGUGCCUCUGCGAUCACUACGCGGAAGAACACUUCUCGUCGGAGGAAGGGACGUCAGAGCGAGGUCGUUGUUGAGGAUGACGGCGUCGACCGGAGCCCUGCUGCCAUCAACGGUCUCCUGACUGAGGCUGAGCGGCUGGGCUUCGACGCUCCGGAGAUCGCCCAGUUGUCGGAGAUGGUCUCGUCCACGGAGGACUUCCAGAAGGAGGCCGCUGCUACUCUUUCAAAGACGGAUGACGAGCUCGACUACGACCAGUGCCGCACUGCCUUGAUCCUUGGCCAGAGUCUGAACGUCGAGCUGCCCGAGGUUGCGCAGAUCUCCAAGAUCGUGUCUCGUCUGCAGUGGUACCACAAGGUCGAAGAGGAAGUGGACGACCGCAUGCUUCAGUACUCGGACAUCGUCAAGCUCCUCGAGGAGGCUGAGGACUUUGGUGUCCCCUCGGACCACCCCGGCGUUGUGGAGUUGCGCAAGCGCGAGGAGACCGGUCGCGUGUGGAAGGAGAAGGCGGAGGCGCUCCUCGCUUCUCCGGACAUCUCUGUCGACAAGAUCUCGGAGCUCAUCGAUGACCAGGAACUCACUCCCACCGCUGGUGACCUUAUGCGCCAGCUCGAAAACAUCCGCAAGACGGUUCAGAACUGGGAGUCGGCUGCGAAGCUGCAGCUGUCGCCCGCCGGCACCAUCGGCGGCGCCCAGCGACUCUGUAAGCAGGUAAAGGCUGCCCACGGUGCGCUUCGUCGUAUCCACAUCCCCGAGGUCGAGAAGCUGCAGGCCGAGCUCGAGUUCAACGCCAAGUGGUCCGAGGGCCUUGCUGACCUGUUCGACGUCCCCGUCAACAAGCUCAACCACACCCUCAACAUGCUCGUGAAUGAGCUUGAGGACCACCUCGACCCCUCGGACGACACGCCGAACGAUGAGCACACCUGCUUCUGCCGCGGCGCUGCCACUGCGCACAUGGUUACCUGCCCUGCGUGCUACGGCGAGUACCACCCGAAGUGCGUCGGCAUCAACGCAAAGUCUGCCUCAGCCAUCGCUUCCGCGUCCGCCGACUUUGUGUGCCCCAUGUGCCAGAACCUGCAGUAUGACGACCGACCGUCGCUGCAUGCUCUCGGCAUGUACGCGGACCCGACCAAGUGGAACUUCGUGAUCAAGCCGGCCGAGUUUGCGCUUCUCGAGCGUGCCAUGAACGUGGCUGUCCGCUACGCCUGUCUGCUCGUGCCCUUCUGCGACCCGCAGGAGAACUCGAAGCCUGUGCGCGACUUGGCGCUGGUGUCUCAUCUUCUCCGAAAGCUCUGGGUGCUUAACGUGCGCUUUGACGCUGUAAAUGAUGAGACAAGGACGAUGAUCGUCUUCGAGGAGUGGCUGUACCGCCGCAUGCGCGUUGCCCUCGAUGCCGAGCACGCGAGCAGCGGCCCGCGGGCAAGCAUCGGCAGUGGUCGCACCCGCGCCCGGAAGCCGCGCUUCCAGCUGGAGGGCGUCUACCCGCACGAGUUCUCCUGUCUGUGCACGACGGAGCCACUUGACCACCUGCUUAAGGUGCAGUGUGGCAAGUGCGAGCAGGGCUAUCACUUGUCGUGUGUCAAGGCUCCCAUUAGCCAGGCGAACGCUGAGGGAGGAGGAUGGCGGUGCCCGUUCUGCGUCGUGAAGAGCGGUAAGGCUCCUCCUCGCGGGCUCAACAUCCGGAUCCAGAUGGACGACAAGAUUGGAACGGACGAGUACAUCGACUGGAGGCAGUCGCUGUUCACCUACGCCGACGAGCCUAUCGUCUGCCACCUGCCGCCGAAUCCCGAGUCUGUGACUCUCAUCUGCAGCAAGUACCUGCCGCCUGCGAUUCCGGACGGGUUCGAGCGACCUGUCUGGGUGGAAGGCGCGGACGACACCAAGCGCAAACGCCGAAAGACAGACCCUGCGCCUCAGCCCGCUCCGGCCGCCGCGUCCAGCGCGACCUCGACACCCAUGGGCGGUCGAGCCGCUCCUUCGCAGGCCCGGGCGGUCACCCAGCCUAACACGCCGGCUUCGCUGCCCGUCGCUAACGGACACGGCGCAGCUCGACCGCCUAACGGACGUGUUCCGAGCUUCUCGUACAGCCCGCACCCUGUGCCAGACGCCUCGCACGCCGGCUCAGCCAAUGGCGGCAAGCUGUUCUACUCGAAACCGCCUCCUGUUUCGCCGUUUGACCGCAAGCCGUCGCUGACGAUGACUCCUCCGAUGCCCUCGACCUCGGGUACGCCUCCUCUGCACCGCGCGCACCUCGGUGGCACGCCUUCGAUGAACGGCUCGCCCGGUCCCCGUUCCAUCUCUCCUCUCCCGCUCGGCGCCAGGCCGCCGCAGCGCACACCCUCGUUCCACUCGCCCGGCGCGCCGCCUCCACUGGCGCAGUCUACAGCUCCCAUCCGGAGCCCGGCCAGGGAUGAGCAGCCUAACGGGCACUCUGUCCUGCCGCCCAUCGAGUCGACUGUGCCGGCGAAGCGGCCGCUGCUCGCCGUCGACGAGCCCACCGUGGGUCCGGAAGCGAAGCGCUCUGUGCCCACCAGUCCGACACCUGCUCCUGCGCCGGCCGCUGCGGCCGCUGUGCCCCCGCCCGUCACGGCGCUCUCGGGCGGCGCCGGCUCUGUUUAA